UGGGCGCCACUUGGCCUUGGCCGUCCUCACUCCUCAGCAGUGGUGACUGGUGGUGAGCGGCGGUGUGGUAGUGGCGCGGGUUUGGGCGGCGUGGUGCCUGGACCCUGUUGUGACCAGUGACCACCAGCCCGGCAAGACACUGCCGCCGCACCCACCCUCACCCCUGACCCCUGAGCCUGCCACGCCACCGUCAGGAUCCUCUGUAGGUGGAGAGUGAGACGUGCAGCAGCAGCAGCAGCAGCAGGAGGCACUGCAGCACACGGAGUGUGUGAACCAAGCGGGCCGCACUGUGGGGCAAGCCUGGCAAGUCAAGCCCAGCCUCCAGCCAGCCAGCCAGCUUUGUGUGGGGCGCCCGCCCGCCCACCACCCAGCCAGCCUGCUUUGUGUGGAACGCCCGCCCGCCAGCCAUCCUUGUGUGGGGCUCCCACCAGCCAGCAAGCCAACCAGCAGGGAGGCCGUGAUCUGCGGAAACCGCCACAGCACAAGCCCCCAAGGAAGCAGUGAGCCCAGCAGGUGCCAGGUUGGCAUCCAGCGACGGGACUCCCUCUGUGCAUCCUCGGUGCAGCCCAGGGGUUCCUGCAGGACCAGCCGCAGCAAGGAGCAGUGUUGCAAUGGAGGGUGUGAGGCCAGGCAGCAGCAGCAGCAGCAGCAGGAGGAGGAAGAGGAGGAGGAGGAGGGUAAACAGCCAGGAGCAGAGGGCAACCCCAGGCAUGAGGACCUACACUUGUGACCACUGUGGGAAAGUGUGCUCCACCAAGGCUGCCAUUGCCAGACACAUCCUCUCCCAUGCCGGCAAGACAAGGCUGAGAGGCAAGAGUGGCCCCACUGAACACACUGGCGGCAGGACCUACACUUGUGACCACUGCGGGAAGACAUUUGCAAACAAGAGUGGUGUUGCCUCACACAUCCUGACCCAGACUGGGGAGAGAAAGUUCCAGUGCCUGGAGUGUGGGAAAAGAUUUACCCAGAAAGGUGAUCUUAACAGACACAUCGUGACCCACACUGGGGAGAGAAAGUUCCAGUGCCUGGAGUGUGGGAAAAGAUUUAUCCGGAAAGGUACCCUUGACAGGCACAUCCUGACCCACACUGGGGAGAGAAAGUUCCAGUGCCUGGAGUGUGGGAAAAGAUUUACCCAGAAAGGUGAUCUUAACAGACACAUCCUGACCCACACUGGGGAGAGAAAGUUCCAGUGCCUGGAGUGUGGGAAAAGACUUACCCGGAAAGGUAACCUUGACACACACAUCCUGACCCACACUGGGGAGAGAAAGUUCCAGUGCCUGGAGUGUGGGAAAAGAUUUACUGGGAAAGGUGAUCUUAACAGACACAUCCUGACCCACACUGGGGAGAGAAAGUUCCAGUGCCUGGAGUGUGGGAAAAGACUUACUAGGAAAUGUGAUCUUAACAGACACAUCCUGACCCACACUGGGGAGAGAAAGUUCCAGUGUCUGGAGUGUGGGAAAAGAUUUACCCGGAAAAGUGAUCUUAACCAACACAUCCUGAUCCACACUGGGGAGAGAAAGUUCCAGUGCCUGGAGUGUGGGAAAAGAUUUACCCUGAAAAGUAAUCUUAACCAACACAUCCUGACCCACACUGGGGAGAGAAAGUUCCAGUGCUUGGAGUGUGGGAAAAGAUUUAUCCGGAAAGGUUGUCUUGACAGACAUAUCCUGACCCACACUGGGGAGAGAAAGUUCCAGUGCCUGGAGUGUGGGAAAAGAUUUACCCAGAAAGGUACCCUUAACACACACAUCCUGACCCACACUGGGGAGAGAAAGUUCCAGUGCCGGGAGUGUGGGAAAAGAUUUACCCAGAAAGGUAUCCUUGACACACACAUCCUGACCCACACUGGGGAGAGAAAGUUCCAGUGUCUGGAGUGUGGGAAGAGAUUUACCCACAAAGUUAGUCUUGAUACACACAUCCUGACCCACACUGGGAGGAGACCUUCUGGAGGAAAGAGAAGAAAAUGAACAAGUGGCAGGUAAUCUUGACACACACACACACACACACACACACACACACACACACACACACACACACACACACACACACACACACACACACACACACACACACACACACACACAUCCUGAGCCACACUGGGGCUUGUACAAGUACAAACUAGGCUCACCCUGAGUGUAGGAAGAGAGAAGGAAACAGACACAGGAGGAUCUGCUCUGAGCCACCUUGGAAAGACAAAGUGCAGCAGAGGAUCAGCCAUCAAAGAGAAGAAAUGUGGCAAGUAACAACCUUGGUGCCAGACCAAAGCCACACAAGGAACAAGGAACCUCCUCAAGAAAACACACACAGUGACAGGAAGGUGCAGCGCAAGGACAAAAUGAGAAAAGGACCAUGGGUCAGGAUACGUCUCCACUAGGACUGGGUAGUCGGGAAAGCAAGCGGACUGACGAGGGGGUAAUGGGGGUGAGCGUCCCCACACCAGACUGACCCACGCGUCGUCAGUCUGCUUUGCACUAUGUAUGAAACUCCUGUAGUUUGUCUCACACACACACACACACACACACACACACACACACACACACACACACACACACACACACACACACACAGCGACUAUUUCUAGAAUGUGUUAAGUUUUGUAAAUAAAAAUCUCUAACCAAAAUAUU
Messenger RNA from Portunus trituberculatus (swimming crab), 2621 nucleotides. Its product is annotated as gastrula zinc finger protein XlCGF57.1-like. The record is from RefSeq and is a predicted model, not a curated record. The coding region runs from base 612 to 1964 and encodes 450 amino acids. Lineage: Eukaryota; Metazoa; Arthropoda; Malacostraca; Decapoda; Portunidae. Gene Ontology annotation, biological process: regulation of transcription by RNA polymerase II. The transcript has 2 exons. Gene Ontology annotation, molecular function: RNA polymerase II cis-regulatory region sequence-specific DNA binding; DNA-binding transcription factor activity, RNA polymerase II-specific.